Alligator sinensis (Chinese alligator) is the source of this 1896-nucleotide messenger RNA. It is a transcript of the gene GAN, whose product is annotated as gigaxonin. The coding region runs from base 1 to 1734 and encodes 577 amino acids. Gene Ontology annotation, biological process: cytoskeleton organization. The record is from RefSeq and is a predicted model, not a curated record. Gene Ontology annotation, molecular function: protein binding. The transcript has 12 exons. NCBI's taxonomy places the organism in Eukaryota, Metazoa, Chordata, Crocodylia, Alligatoridae.
AUGAACGGCUAUUAUUUCCGCACACCUGUCUGGACUCGGUGCGGGCACGACCAAACACGUCUCUUUUGUCACAGGAGCUGCCUGGCGGCGGCCAGCCCCUAUAUCAGGACAAAGCUGAACUAUAACCCUCCAAAGGACGAUGGAUCAACUUACAAGAUUGAACUUGAAGGGAUAUCAGUCGAAAUAAUGAAAGAGAUACUAGAUUACAUCUUCAGUGGGCAGAUCAGGCUACAUGAAGAAACUAUCCAAGAUGUUGUGCAGGCAGCUGAUCUUCUGUUGCUUACAGAUCUUAAAACUCUCUGCUGUGAGUUUUUAGAAAGUUGUAUAGCUGCUGAGAACUGUAUUGGUAUUCGGGACUUUGCACUGCAUUAUUGUUUGCAUCAUGUUCACUACCUUGCCUCGGAGUAUCUGGAAACUCACUUCCGAGAUGUCAGCAGCACAGAGGAAUUCCUGGAACUGAGUCCUCAAAAACUGAAAGAAGUGCUUUCUCUGGAGAAGCUGAAUGUUGGAAAUGAAAGAUAUGUGUUUGAAGCGGUGCUUAGAUGGAUUUCCCAUGAUUCAGAAUUAAGAAAGGUUCACAUGAAGGAUGUUAUGUCCGCAGUAUGGGUUUCAGGAUUAGACGCAACCUAUUUGCGUGAGCAGAUGAUGAGCGAACCACUCGUUCGGGAGGUCGUCAAAGAAUGUAACAACAUUCCACUUACCCCCCCACAGCAGGGUGAGGCAUUGCUGGCUUCUUUCAAACCCAGAGGUUACUCUGAGUGUAUAGUUACCGUUGGUGGUGAAGAAAGAGNGUCACGGAAACCAACAUCAGUGAUGAGGUGCAUGUGCCCUCUUUAUGAUCCGAAUAGGCAGCUCUGGAUUGAACUUGCCCCUAUGAGCAUACCAAGAAUCAACCAUGGAGUACUUUCAGCAGAAGGAUUCUUGUUUGUGCUUGGAGGUCAAGAUGAAAAUAAGGAAACUUUAAGCACUGGAGAAAAAUACGAUCCAGACACCAAUUCGUGGAGUUCCCUGCCACCAAUGAAUGAGGCACGACAUAAUUUUGGUGUGGUAGAAAUUGACGGAAUUAUCUACAUUCUGGGAGGUGAGGAUGGAGAAAGGGAACUCAUCUCUAUGGAGAGUUAUGACAUUUAUAACAAGACAUGGAACAAGCAACCAGACUUGACCAUGGUUAGAAAGAUUGGCUGCUAUGCAGCUAUGAAGAAGAAAAUCUAUGCAAUGGGUGGAGGCUCCUAUGGAAAACUGUUUGAAUCUGUUGAGUGUUACGACCCUAGGACUCAGCAGUGGACAGCCAUCUGUCCCCUGAAAGAGAGAAGAUUUGGAGCAGUAGCUUGUGGAGUUGCGUCAGAACUGUAUGUGUUUGGUGGAGUCAGAAGUCGCGAUGAUAAUCAGGCCAGCGAGAUGGUGACCUGCAAAUCCGAAUUCUAUCAUGAUGAGUUUAAAAGGUGGAUUUAUCUAAACGAUCAGAACUUAUGCAUCCCCACCAGUUCUUCCUUUGUAUAUGGAGCUGUACCAAUUGGGGCCAGUAUUUAUGUGAUUGGAGAUCUUGAUACAGGUACAAAUUACGACUAUGUCAGAGAGUUUAAAAGGAGCACGGGAACUUGGCACCGCACAAAACCAUUAUUUCCAUCAGACCUUCGCCGCACUGGCUGCGCAGCCUUGCGGAUUGCAAACUGCAAGCUCUUCCCACUGCAGCUUCAGCAGGGGGUGUUCCCCAUCCGCGUUCCUUCUCCGUGACCAGCCUUGCACAAGGGGAGGAGACUGGAAGAGCCUGCCACGGUCCACCAUAACAUAGCUUUACAUAAGGAAAAAAACAAAGAUAUUGCAACUGAAACUUAUACUGUAAUCUGUGCUUUGGUAUGGUAACUGUUUUUGUUUUUUAAACGCUUCAAAGCUUGA